AUGCAAGUUUUAAAAGAUACUACUGAUAUUAUUGGGAAAAUGGCUACGCCUGAAAUGACAACUAAGCUAGUUGAUCCUCCUGAUGAUGAUUUAAUCGAUGAACCUAAUGCUUCUCGUAUACCAAAACAAUAUCAUAUCGUUAAAACAUUCCCAAUUUUUCCAAAAGAUUAUGCAGAUCAAGGUUAUCGUUGUUACAAUAAAGACGGCCUUUGGAAUGUCGUAAUUUGGCCAUCAAAUAAUCCAGAUUCAAGAGAAGACGUUAUUCAUCUUUCCGAUGCUGUACGUUUAAUGCUGGAUGAAAUACAAGGUGAUAUGAGUACAUAUACAGAGCAAACAAAUACACAAGAUGUACAGAAAUCUAAAGCUGCUGCAGCCCAAUUAAUGCAAUUAUUCGAUAGACGCACAACAUUACUUAAAGUAGCACUCGACGAACUUACACGCCAAGUGUCAAAGCAUUGUGCAGAAAGAGGCACUCUUCUUGCUUUUUUAGUUGACAAUUUUUUGUCAGCAUUUAAAGAAAUUCCAAACCAAUACAACAAUGCGCUUCGCGUUAUGAAAAAAGAAAUCGAUCAGUUAAAAGUUUCUCUCGAUGCAAAGAAUAUGGAACUUGAAUCUCAAGGAAAGGAUUUAAACGAACGUAUACAACUCAUGGUUAUUGAAAGGAGAAUGGAAAAAGAGUGGCAUGCUCAACUUGAAGAGCAAAUUAAGCGCUGGAAAACUCAGAUUGAUAAUUACAAAUUAAAAGCUCAAGAACAAGUUAAAAUGGAACGUGAUAUGCUUGAACAGCAAAUAGAAAACAUGAGAUCAAUAGUUAGAGAUCUCAGACUUGAAAAUGACGGUCUAAAAACUCAAACUCAGUUCCAAAGAAACGAACUCUUAAAAUCAGAGAAAAGAUAUGCAGAUUUAGAACAACAAUUGCAGUCAAUGAACAAGAAGAACGAGAAAUUACAGAUGCAAAUCUCAAAACAACAAAAUGGAGGAACAAUUACAACAAGAUCAGAUCAUAAUGAUGGAAAUGAAGAAGAUGCAAACGAAGAAGACCAACAGUAUUCAACUUUAGCUGAUGGAUCAAAGCUCAAACAAUUAUUAAUCGAAUUUCCAUCUCAAAGACAGUUACAACAGAUGUCAACGAAGGAUAUUACCUCAGUAUCAUUCAAUUUGUUCGAAACAAUGUAUAAUGCUAACACAGAUAUGGCUUUAGAUGAUUUUUAUGCAACAAGAUUAUUAUUGACCGAAGAUACUCCACAAAUUGCGGCCGAUACUGCAAGGUGCUACUUAGAAUCAAUGAGACAAACAUGUCAGCAGUUCAAUUUAUCGCAACUUGUCCUUGAUUUCAUGGAAAGAAAGGUAAAUGUGAGUUUAUUCAACGUAUUUUUGUCAUUGUUCGGUUUCUUUAGAGCUCAGCCUUUCCAAGGUAACAUGAACUUGGAUCCUCAGACUGAUGUUCCUAGUGUUCCUUUAUCUUUGGCCUGGAAUUUGACAACAACCAUGUUCACUUCACCUCUUGGUGAAGCCACUGUAAAAGAGAUCAAUGAUGAAAUAAAAGCUGUUGCAGCUGAAGAAAGAGGAAAAGAACCUGUUAUUUCAAUAGUUUAUGUUUUCGAAACUGUAUUGAAGAAAUGCGCCGAAUUCUACUCCAAGAAAUGCACAGAUGCACAAAACAACUUCACAAGGGCAUAUUCCAGAUAUCAGAGAGCUAUUUUACAGAAAUUACCAGGUGCAGAUACAACAUUACCUAGAAUGGAUUGGAGAACGUUCAGAGAUUUCAUGAAACAAGUCAGACCGGAACUAACAAUCCAAGAACUUGAAGAAAUGUUCAUGGAAGGAACUAAAUUCUCUGAUUCAAUUGCAAGCGUUACUUCUGAUGCAUUUGAUACAUUAUGCGUAUCAAGGCAGGUAUAUGUUAAUAAGAUUAAAGUACCUGGAUCAGGUAAAAGACUUAGAUACGUUCCUCCUGACAUGUUAUCGAUAAUUGAAACUGCUUGGAGGUCUUCAUUAAGGACUUCUGUUAAAAAGGCAAUUACAGAGUUAGGAAAGAACGAACAGUCACAAGGAAUUGUUGCUUCUUUGCGUUUGAUCGAUCAAAAAUUAGAAGAUUCACUUAGAAACCAAGCUGCUGGACCUUUCUGCGUUCAAAUGCUCUAUGAAGCUGCAACAAUUAUAUCUAAUGAAGCUGUGAAUAUCGCAGCAUCUCUACCAAUGGAGAAAUGUUUGAGAAUUAUGGAGAAAGCUAUUAAUGUAUUGAAUUUAGAUGAUGGUAAAUAA
Molecule: messenger RNA, 2265 nt
Organism: Trichomonas vaginalis G3
Lineage: Eukaryota; Parabasalia; Trichomonadida; Trichomonadidae
Exons: 1
Coding region: 1-2265 (754 amino acids)
Source: RefSeq, a predicted model, not a curated record